Messenger RNA from Chironomus riparius, 1050 nucleotides. The record is from the annotation of a GenBank genome assembly. NCBI's taxonomy places the organism in Eukaryota, Metazoa, Arthropoda, Insecta, Diptera, Chironomidae.
AUGUGGGUAAAAGAUUCAGUGAAAAUUAUAUUUCUGUUCUCAUUUUUCAACAUUUUGUCAACAUCAUCGUUAAAACUGCAUUUGAAUGAAAAUGAAACCGAAUCUGAUGUUGAUAAUGAAUCGCUACCGAGUAUUUGGGAUGACGAAGUUGUCACACGAAUGGUACGCGAAGUGUUGGCAAGAGAUUUGUAUCAAGAAAACGAAAUAAAGAAAACAAGAAGGCAGUAUAAACGCGAAGUGCAUUCAUCUGCAACUGUAGCGCCAAAAUCCAGCAGUGAAUUACAAACAACCAGAAAAAUGGCAUCAGUAACGACACAGAAAGUAAAGAAACCAUCAAAAAUGACUCAGACAGGAAAUAAAAACAAAAAUCGUGUCACUUUACCAGCAUCAAUUACUUCAUCGAAUACGACAAAGGCUACCGUUAAACCCAACGUGCAGUCAACUGUUAGUAAUAUUAAUUUGGGAAGUGUUAACUCUUCAUUGAAGAUUAAGCCAAUUACGCCUCCAACAAAAUACCACUACUAUCCACACAAUCAACACCCUUACAUCUUACCAGAAUGUGCAGUACAGCAGGUUUGCAAUGCAGUUUAUGCUCGACUGAAUUAUACACAGCCAUUGUGUGUAUGUCCACCAAGGUAUCGUGAUCCAUGCUCAGCGAGUCUUAAUGAAGAUGAUAAUCAUACCAUAACAUUAGUUGGAAAUGCAAAUAGAAGAGCAGUGACAUUAGCAAAAACCUGCGAACAAGGAAAUGAGUUGCGUGAUUGUCGAGCUCCACGUGAUUGGUCGAUUUUAGCACUACAAAAUACAAGAACCGGGAAGUCACAUUAUUUAGUUAUUUGCAAAUGUCCCGGUAACUUUAGAUUAGACGGACCAUUACCUCACGAUCAACCGACUUAUGCGGGAUUGCCUGGCAUCAAUGUUUUCGGGAUGCUUUGUGUUCCUUUCAACACGCCAGCACAAGCAAGUAAAUGGCACCCAGUCAUUCAUACAUCAUAUAGGUCAAAGAAUACAACUAUUGAAGCCAUUAAUGAUAAUGGUGCUGGAGUAUGA